AACAUGGUCGACAGAUUAGGUAGGAAUUUUUCUCAUCAUUCGUAAAAUCUCUAUUUUCCAUAAGAAAUAGUGUUGGAAUUUCCCAAAAAGUGAAUGGAAAUUGUGUGGGAGGAAAUGGAAAAGUGGUGUGUGGUGGAAAAUUGUGCAAAAGUUGAAUGGAAAUGGGUGAAAAUUGCGGAAGUUUGUGCCUCUCCCAUACCCGCAGUGUCGUCGUCGCGGGCAGGGUCAUAAAUUUAUUUAUUCUGGAGGCGUGCGGAGGGGUGAAACGCGGUGAUUCUUCUGCAGAGUAACACUGCAAAACAAUAGGCAGGCACAGGUGGUCAUUUGGUGGGUGGAAUUUGUGCCAGAAACCCGCAUUUGCUGCCCCGUCACGGUGUCUGAUUGUCCGGGAAUGUGAAAGUAACCCGUUGGUGGGUCCGGAAGGGCACUAGGAGGGCACCACAGUGGCAGGAUCCGAUGAAAAGACAUCGUGGCACCGUCGAGGGGCGGGAGAGGCAACGAGCGAUACGCUAAAAUGAGUUUUGAUAAAAGAAUUUGCUAUGUGGUGGAUGGAUGAAUCACCCUCCAGAGUCAGACUUCUCACGUUCUCUCUGACUAAUAAUAAAAAAAAAAGUCUAUCGCAAUGCGAAUCCUCAUAUGCGGAAGAGCACAAGGCUCACCACUUUUCCACUCUUCUUUCGUCAAUUUUCUCUGUUGCACGCACGGAUGCUGUCGUGUGUGUGCGUGUACAAAGCCCCCAAACAUUGCGGGAGAAAGUUCCGUGUACGCUACGUACCUGAAGAAGAAGAAAAUGAAUAGCGAGGCAAACGCCAGGCGAAUAGCCAUGGUGGAGAGUUGUUUUGGGAGCUCAGGGCAGCCACUGGCGCUCCCGGGACGUGUCCUGGUUGGCGAAGGAGUGCUCACGAAGAUGUGCCGCAAACGCGCCAAGUCGCGGCAAUUCUUCCUCUUCAAUGACAUCCUCGUCUACGGGAACAUUGUGAUCGGGAAGAAAAAGUACAACAAACAGCACAUCAUCCCCCUUGAGGAGGUGCAACUUCAGGGACUCGAAGACAAUGCACAAUAUCAAAAUGGAUGGCUAAUUAGGACCACAACAAAAUCAUUUGCCGUGUAUGCGGCUACGAGCACGGAGAAGCAAGAAUGGAUGGCACACAUAAAUAAAUGCAUCGACGAUCUUCUUCGUAAAAGUGGCAAAAAGCCCGUGGUGAAUCAUGCUGCCGUCUGGGUGCCGGACAAUGAGGCGCAGAUAUGUAUGCACUGCAAGAAGACGCAAUUUACGAUGCUCGUGCGAAGGCACCACUGCAGGAAUUGUGGGGCUGUGGUGUGUGGCCCGUGUUCAUCGAAGAAAUUCCUGUUGGCGCAUCAGAGCUCAAAGCCGGUGCGCGUGUGCCUCGAUUGCUAUGACUCACUAAGUAAUGCAAAGACGGAGCAGAGGAAGAAUACGGUUGUGGCCCCAAAUUCAGCCACCAACUCCGCCCCGAAUGCCAAGUCCAACAACAAUACCCAAGAUAGCUCCGCUGAGGAUGAUUCUGAUGAUGAUGAGGAGCAGAAGGAGACGCACGAUGAGCCAAAAUUCUACGGCGAUGCUGACAAGAAUGAUGAAAAGUGAUUUUCACUGUUGCUUCUGACCAGAAAACUAUGUAAGAAGAAGAAAAUCUAAAAAAAGGUGUGCGGAUUCCUCCAAAAUUGCUGCGGUGAAAGCAACCAAAAAAAAAAAAUGAAGAAAGUUUUUCUUUCAGUUGCAACUUUAGCAUUUCUUUCUCCUCUACACCAUCCCUCCCUCGCAAAUCCUUUCUGAGGAUUACAAAAAAAAAGAAAUGUAGAAAAAAGUAGAAUUCCCAAAAAAAAUCUUUUAAAUUAAAUUAUUUGUUGCUAUUUUUUGUGAAAUUUUCUCUAAUCAGGAGACUUUUUGGGGGAAAAGGAAAAGAAAAAAAAGAAGAAGACAGAAAUAGGAUCUUUUUUUUAGAGAAAAAGAUAAAAUAAAUUUUAUUGUAUAAUUUUUAAAAUAUUAAAUAAAAAAGGAAGAAGAAAAAGUAAAUUAAGAGAAAAAAAUUCUCAAUAUUGUUGCAAUUAUAUAAAAAGAAAUGAAGAUAAAGAAAAAAAUAUAGAUUAAGGUGCACUUUUCAUUUAAUUUUUCUCUCCUACGCCCACCCCCUUACCCCUCCACCUAACCACACAUACCCCCUCUCCUCUUACAAUUUUAUUCAUUUUUUUUAAUCUCUAAAUAAAUCACGAAAAUAUCGAUAGAAAAAAUAGUUACGGUUAAGCAAAGAAGAAACGAUGAUAAUUUAAUUGUCUCUUGGUUGAUUUUCUCCGAAGAAGUUUUAGUUUUUUUUUGUGAAGAAAAAAAGGAUUUAAAAUAAAAUAAAAAUAUUUGAUGAAGGAA
This is a messenger RNA of Lutzomyia longipalpis, 2383 nucleotides long. RefSeq names its product pleckstrin homology domain-containing family F member 1 homolog (gene rush). NCBI's taxonomy places the organism in Eukaryota, Metazoa, Arthropoda, Insecta, Diptera, Psychodidae. The transcript has 6 exons. Gene Ontology annotation, molecular function: phosphatidylinositol binding; metal ion binding. The record is from RefSeq and is a predicted model, not a curated record. The coding region runs from base 623 to 1606 and encodes 327 amino acids. Gene Ontology annotation, cellular component: early endosome.